GUUGUUGGUGAGACAAGGACCCAUUGACGGUUCCGCAACCUGAGAGAGAGUGUUGGCUGUGUGGUUUGGAAAGAAAGUAGCGAAUACAAGAUAGUUGGAAAGUUGUAAGUUGAAAGACAGCCAUUCACUCUCCAACUUGGUUAUUUUGUAAAAAUAAUAUGAGCCAAGGUUGCUUGUAACUUGUUUGGAGGUGGAAGUGUUUUAAUUGAGCACCAUGUUUGGACGUCACAAGUCUUCCAGGAGUAUAGAAGAAAACGUUCGAGCAGAUGCUGUUCAUGAAAAACGUCGCGUGUUGAUGGAAAUUGGAAAUAGCUUGUCUUCAAGGAUAUACAAUGCUUUUUUUGUUAAAAGACAAAAAUCAAUUGCAGUCUCUGAUGAAAUAACGAGUAUCAAUCCAACGAUGAUUAGUUCCGUCGAAGAUGAAGGCACUGCGGGGGAUUUCCUGUAUUGUAAUUCCCCACUUGACUUGCGUCAGGAAGAUUCUUCCCAAAGUGGAAGGCGAGAUAAAGCCAGUGACUUUUCGGAAUUGCCAUACUUAGAGGGAGGAGAGUACAAGGAUGAUGUGUUCAGGGUUUUAUUGAGCUGUGAAAAACGUUGUUUUCCGGAAGCUUCAUACGUCGACGAUAUGAAAGCUACUCAAUCUGAAAUUUCACCAAACAUGCGGGCUAUUUUGAUGGAUUGGUUAGUGGAGGUAGCUGAAGAAUACAAACUAUCCAACGAGACGUUGCAUCUAGCUUGCAAUUAUAUCGAUAGAUUUCUCAGUCGGUGUUCUGUGAGUAAGAAAAAUCUUCAGUUAUUGGGAGUUGUUUGCUUGUUAGUGGCAUCCAAGUAUGAAGAAAAGUAUCCACCACACGUGGAUGAGUUUGUGUACAUUACGGAUAACACUUAUACGAAGGAAGAAGUACUCUCAAUGGAAAUGUUGGUGAUGAAAGUUUUGAAAUUUUCAUUUACAGCAGCAUCCAGUUAUCAGUUUGCAAGUAUUUUCGGUAGUUGGGGAAAUUUGAAUGAAGUUGUGAAAAGUAUUUCUUUCUUCCUAUGUGACCUUUCGUUGGUGGAUUUUUCGUUGUCCAAGUAUUUACCUAGUGACAUUGCAACUGCAGCGGUUUGUUUGGCUAGAUUGAGUUGUAACGAGUGUUUAUGGGAUGAUAUGUUAGCAGAAUUGACUCACAAGCGAAUGGAGGAUGUAUUGCCUUGUUUGUUGACUUUGCGUCGUGUGUGGGAAGAAUGUGCUUAUUCCAAGUUACAAGCAGUGCGAGUUAAGUAUCAUUCGCCAAAGUAUCAUUAUGUUUCGUCACGAACACCGCCUACGUUGGAUACGAAUGAAUAAACCCUAAAAGGGGUUGUUGCUUUUAAAAUAAAAGUUUCUUAUAUAAAUUUGUUUUUGGGGUU
Molecule: messenger RNA, 1389 nt
Organism: Galdieria sulphuraria
Lineage: Eukaryota; Rhodophyta; Bangiophyceae; Galdieriales; Galdieriaceae
Product: cyclin A
Exons: 3
Coding region: 215-1327 (370 amino acids)
Biological process (GO): regulation of cyclin-dependent protein serine/threonine kinase activity; mitotic cell cycle phase transition
Cellular component (GO): cytoplasm; cyclin-dependent protein kinase holoenzyme complex; nucleus
Molecular function (GO): cyclin-dependent protein serine/threonine kinase regulator activity
Source: RefSeq, a predicted model, not a curated record